Molecule: messenger RNA, 1476 nt
Organism: Plasmodium gonderi
Lineage: Eukaryota; Apicomplexa; Aconoidasida; Haemosporida; Plasmodiidae
Exons: 2
Coding region: 1-1476 (491 amino acids)
Source: RefSeq, a predicted model, not a curated record
AUGAACUUAAAAAUAGCAAGACAGGUGAUAAAUGGAAAGAAGUUUAAAGGCUCACUCCAGCAGAGGAUUAAUUACAUUGCAACAGAAUCUCUUAUAAAAAAUUCAUAUCUAACAAAAGAGUAUUAUGACAAGAGUAAAAAAAAAAAAAUUGAUAUCUUUGAUUUUGUGCCUCCUGAAAAUUUUUUAUCUUUCUAUUUUGAAAAAUUGGAUAAAUGUUAUUCGAAUCCUCGAUCUAUUUUGCGAUUGUAUAAAGAAUACAUUGAGAAGGAGGAUUACCCAAAUUACAAUUGGCUAGUUCGAUGCUUUUGUCAGCUUGGGAAUGUGUUCGGAUUUAAUUCCUUCUGGAGUAUAAAAGACAAGGAAGGAAUUCAUGAAUUGAAGUUAUUUAAAUAUUUGGUGUUUGAUUUGAUCGAAAGAAAGGAGAAAAUAAAAGCUAGACAUUGUCCACGAUUAUUGUAUGCACUAUGUUGUUUAGAUUAUCGAUGUUAUUUUCUACUUCCAACAAUUUUAGAAAUAGUGGAAAUGAAUUUAGAUAAGUUUCGAAUUCCCACAUUAUGCAUGAUAAGUUUUUCUUUAUCAUACUUAGGUUUAACAGAUCAAGAUGUACAAUUUGGUUCAGAAAAUAAUCUUUCCAGAAGUUACAAUUUAAUAAAAAAAAUACUUAACUGUAUAUAUGAAAACAAAGAUGAAGCAAAAAAGGAUAUGACCAAUUUCUGUUGGUCUUUAUUAUCAUAUGUUAUUGUUAUGAACAAUAUGUAUGAAUUUCCUUCGAAAGAGAAAAAUGGAAUUUCUAGCUUUUUACCUGAAAUCUUAAAAAAUGCUUGUGAAGGGUUAACCAAAGAAAAUAUAGGAGAAAGUGGAUGGGUUCAAUAUUAUUUGUACAUAACAUUAUAUUGCUGCGAUGUUGAAAAACCAUGUAAUGAAUUGAUGAUAAAAGAAAGUAUCCCAUUACAUAUUCAAGAAUAUUUACAUUUAAAAUGGCUAGAUAAUAUAUUAAUAACUGCUCAAAAUCAAGGAUCUGAAAAAAUGCAACUCGAAAUGGAGAAUAUCAUACAGAAAUUACAAUUAAAAAACUUUUUUAUUAACCUAUCAGUUGGUAGGAAAAUAGAUGAACAACAUUGUUUUUUUACAUCCCAUUUUUAUAAACCUUUAAACUUAUGUAUUGAAUAUGAUUAUUUUCAUCCAAUUGGUUUUAACAGACCAUUGGUAAAUGGAACCAUAUCUUUAAAAAAUCGAAUUUUUAAAAAGUUAAAUUUUAAUGUUGUUAAUAUUCAUAAAUGUUUUUGGGAUGUACUAACAGAUGAACAAAAGGAAUCCCAACUUAUUCGCAUUUUAGAACAUUUUCAAACACAACACGACAAGAAAAACCGAGAACAGGAGCUUUAUCAAGAGAAAUACAUCGAUUCUGAUAUUCUUCACUUGAAGCAUAAGAGAGUCAAAUUUCGUACUUGGCCACCCGAACAUGUAACGGUGUAG